Cladophialophora carrionii CBS 160.54 is the source of this 1845-nucleotide messenger RNA. Its product is annotated as dihydroxy-acid dehydratase. Bases 1 to 1845 code for a protein of 614 amino acids. Gene Ontology annotation, cellular component: mitochondrion. The transcript is spliced from 2 exons. The record is from RefSeq and is a predicted model, not a curated record. Lineage: Eukaryota; Fungi; Ascomycota; Eurotiomycetes; Chaetothyriales; Herpotrichiellaceae. Gene Ontology annotation, biological process: branched-chain amino acid biosynthetic process. Gene Ontology annotation, molecular function: dihydroxy-acid dehydratase activity.
AUGAAGUCCUCGGCGGCAAUCAGAAGCCUGCGCCUCAGGCAGGCCAGGUUUGCGCCCCGGACUCAGACAAGCCGUCCUUUCUCAUCGUCACCUCUCCGCAGUGCAGACUCGUCGUCCUCCGAGCUCGACGGGCUCAACAAGGUCUCGCGACAUGUCACGCAGCCGAAAUCCCAAGGCGCUUCCCAAGCAAUGCUCUACGCCACGGGCAUGAACGAGACGGACAUGAACAAACCGCAGGUCGGCAUCUCGUCGGUGUGGUACAGCGGCAAUCCCUGCAACAUGCACCUGUUGGACCUGUCGAAUGUGGUGCGAAAGGGCGUGGCAGACGCAGGACUGCAGCCUAUGCAAUUCAACACGAUCGGCGUAUCGGAUGCGAUAUCCAUGGGCACGACGGGGAUGCGGUACAGUCUCCAGUCGAGAGAAAUCAUUGCCGACUCGAUAGAGACGGUCAUGGAGGGCCAGUGGUACGAUGCAAACAUCUCGAUCCCCGGCUGCGACAAAAACAUGCCGGGCGUGGUGAUGGCGAUGGGCAGAGUGAACAGGCCGUCCAUCAUGGUCUACGGAGGCUCCAUAGCACCCGGGUGUGCGAGGACACAGAACAACGCCGACAUCGACGUCGUGUCGGCUUUCCAAGCCUACGGGCAGUUUAUUACCGGCGAAAUCAACGAGGAACAGCGGUUUGAUAUCAUUCGGAACGCGAUCCCUGCGUGCGGCGCCUGUGGCGGCAUGUACACGGCCAACACCAUGGCGUCGGCCAUUGAAACUCUCGGCAUGACCUUGCCGGGCAGUGCGUCCAACCCGGCCGUGUCCAAAGAGAAGGAACUCGAAUGUCUGGCCGCCGGGGGAGCCAUCAAGAAUGCCCUCAAGCUGGACCUUCGGCCGCGAGACAUCAUGACCCGCCAAGCAUUCGAAGAUGCCAUGACCGUGGUGAUGAUCACGGGCGGCUCGACAAACGCGGUCCUCCAUCUGAUCGCCAUGGCCGAUGCCGUGGGCAUCAAGCUCACCAUCGACGACUUCCAGGCCGUCAGUGAUCGGACGCCCUUCCUCUCGGACCUGAAGCCGAGUGGCAAAUACGUGUUCAACGACCUCCACCGCAUCGGCGGCAUCCCCACGUUGCUGAAGUUCCUCAUCAAAGAAGGCGUCGUCAAAGGCACGCACACCACCGUCACAGGCCAGACGCUGGCCAAGAACGUCGAAUCCGCACCAGACUUCCCUUCGGACCAGACAAUCAUCAAACCGUUCUCCCAGCCCAUCAAGGAGACGGGCCACAUCCAGAUCCUGCGCGGGAGUCUCGCGCCAGGCGGGUCCGUCGGCAAGAUCACGGGCAAAGAAGGCCUGCGCUUCCAAGGCAAAGCCAAAGUCUACGACGCAGAGGACUUGUUCAUCCAAGCUCUGGAGCGCGGCGACAUCAAAAAGGGCGAGAAGACGGUCGUCGUCAUCCGGUAUGAAGGCCCCAAAGGCGGUCCCGGCAUGCCUGAGAUGCUGAAGCCCAGCUCGGCGAUCAUGGGCGCCGGACUCGGCAAGGACGUGGCGCUCAUCACCGACGGCCGGUUCAGCGGCGGCUCGCACGGCUUCUUGAUCGGACACAUCGUCCCCGAAGCCAUGGAGGGCGGGCCGAUCGGUCUGGUGCGCGACGGGGACGAAAUCACCAUCGACGCCGAGAACCGCGUCCUGGACUUGAACGUCGACGAGGCGACGCUGGCCAAGCGGAAGGAAGAGUGGAACGCCAACAAACCGUCGCCGAAAUAUACGCGGGGCGUGCUGGCCAAGUAUGCCAAACUGGUCAGCGACGCCAGUCACGGCUGUAUCACGGACAAGGAGGAUGUGUUGGAUCUGCACGCGUAG